Sarcophilus harrisii (Tasmanian devil) is the source of this 2285-nucleotide messenger RNA. It is a transcript of the gene IGLON5, whose product is annotated as IgLON family member 5. Gene Ontology annotation, cellular component: cell-cell junction. The transcript has 8 exons. Gene Ontology annotation, biological process: cell-cell adhesion. Gene Ontology annotation, molecular function: cell adhesion molecule binding. The coding region runs from base 19 to 1032 and encodes 337 amino acids. The record is from RefSeq and is a predicted model, not a curated record. NCBI's taxonomy places the organism in Eukaryota, Metazoa, Chordata, Mammalia, Dasyuromorphia, Dasyuridae.
CGCCCCCUGCGCGCCGCCAUGCCCCCCCCCGCCCCCCGGGCCCGGCUCCGGCUCCUCGCCGCCGCCGCCCUGGCCGGGCUGGCCGUCAUCAGCCGAGGGCUGCUGUCCCAGAGCCUGGAGUUCAGCUCUCUGGCAGACAACUACACCGUGUGCGAGGGAGACAACGCCACGCGCAGCUGCUCCAUCGACGAGCACGUGACCCGCGUGGCUUGGCUGAACCGCUCCAACAUCCUGUACGCGGGCAAUGACCGCUGGACCAGCGACCCGCGCGUGCGGCUGCUCACCAACUCUCCCGCCGAGUUCUCCAUUCUCAUCACCCGCGUGGGCCUGGGCGACGAGGGUCUCUACACCUGCUCCUUCCAGACCCGGCAGCAGCCGCACACGGCCCAGGUCUACCUCAUCGUGCACGUCCCUGCCCGAAUCGUGAACAUCUCCUCUGCGGUGACGGUGAAUGAGGGUGGGAACGUGAACCUGCUAUGUCUGGCUGUGGGGAGGCCAGAGCCCACAGUCACCUGGAGACAGCUCCGAGACGGCUUCACCUCCGAGGGCGAGAUCCUGGAAAUCUCGGAUAUCCGGCGGAGUCAGGCGGGGGACUACGAGUGCGUGACCCACAACGGCGUGGCAUCGGCCCCCGACAGCCGCCGCGUGCCAGUCACUGUCAACUACCCUCCGACCAUCACCGACGUGACGAGCGCCCGGACGGCCGUGGGGCGCACCGCGCUGCUCCGCUGUGAAGCUAUGGCGGUGCCGCCCGCAGACUUCCAGUGGUUCAAAGACGACAAACAGCUGGGGGGCGGCGCGGCCGAGGGCCUGAAGGUGCAGACGGAGAGGACCCGCUCCAUGCUGCUCUUCGCCAACGUGAGCGGCCGCCACUACGGGAACUACACGUGCCGAGCGGCCAACAGGCUCGGGGCUGCCAGCGCCUCCAUGCGCCUUCUGCGCCCAGGCUCUCUGGAGAAUGCGGCCUCCCGGCCCCCCGGGCCUCUGGCCCUCCUCUCUGCCCUGGGCUGGCUGUGGUGGGGAGGCAUGUAAGGCUGACAGAGAUCGAGCCCUAGCAAGGGAGUGAGCCAGCAGCCUGGAGAGAGCGAGAGCCAGCAAGGAAGGCCCCGAGUCCCAGGCAGAGGAGGAAGAGGAGAGAUCCUUAGAGAACCCAUCACUGUGAGGGAUAAACGCAAAAUUAUGCAUCGUUUCUACAGCCAUCGUUGUCACCCCUUCACGUGUCCGACUGUACCCCGGUUACCCCCGACCCCCUUGGCCCUGGCCUUGAUCCACUCUGGGUACCCCGUCACCCCUGCCAGCCACAGGCUGCCCGUCACCUCUGCAUGCCAGCUUUCGGUGGCUGCACUGGCUGCAGGGGUCCCUGGACCCCACCCCACCCCCACCAGGCUUAGCUUUAGCUUUCCCACCUGUCAGGAGCCCCAUCCCCCCUUGUGUUGGAUCUUGGGAAAAGUUGGGGGAGGCACCGGCAUCUCCGGGCCUCUCCCAACCACCGAGGCUGCCUGCCCCAUUUCUGGGUGUCCCCUCCCCUCCCCCCUUCCGGCCUUCCCCCCAGGCCGACUGGUGCUUCCAUCCCACUGUCAGGCCGGUGGCUGCGGCCUCCCCCGCUCCAGCUAUCUGCCGCAGUGCUGCCCCCAUCCCUCCGCCACCUUAGCUGCUUGCCCGUGUCCCCGGCCCGUCUCCUGGCUGCCGGCCGUCUGAGCCCUCGCUCCUGUCUUGUCCUGACGCCAGUCAGCCGACCGUACCUCACCUACAUGUACCUGCACCCACCAGCGACUGUGAUCAGCAAUAGUCCCCCCAUCCCCACCCCGGCUCUAACUAUCUUCUGCUCUGGGUUUGGCCCCCGGGUCCAACUGUAGCUUCUGCCCCAGAGGAGGGGAUUUUGCAAAGGGACAGAGAGAACCUAACAGAAGGCCUGCUGCUAACUAGUCCCACGAGAGACCCCCCAAACCCGCCACUCAGACAGAGGGAGGGCGAGUCCUGGGCCCAGUCCUAGAUACUUGUCACCACCUUCCACUACAUAAAAACUUCCUCGAUGUUCAUAGUGCUCAGAGCUGGCCAGGGUUAAGGAGGGUCGGGGGUGGGCUGGAUCAGGGAGGGACAGGGACUGUACCUCAGAAGGGGGCAUGGGCCCCAUCCACAUUGUCUUCCAUUCCCAGGGUCCUGAGGAGGGUGGGGAGGGGAGGGGAACUCGGGUGUGGGUGGGGAAGAAGGACCCUGGGACCCAGUGUGUCCCAAACCAUGGGGAGUGUUGAAACCGCCACACCAAUAAACACCUUUUUCCAAAA